AUGGAUGACCUUGAGUCCCUCGAACUCUUAUCUCUCGUUUCGAGAGUAACAACCGAGCUCCAAAAUCACUUGGGGGUCAACGAAAAGACUCUGGCGGAGUUCGUGAUUGAUCAGCAUUUACAAUGCAAAUCCCUCGACGAGUUCAAGAGCUCUCUGAAGGCUGUUGGAGCAGAAUUUCCGCAAAGUCUGGUGGAAAGUGUGGAUCGCCUGGUGUUAACAAUGCAUCCUAAAUACAAGUCUAAGCGAGCCAAACCGGACGAACCAGAAAAGCAGCAGAACGGACGUGAUGAAGGGCUUGACGACAUCGAGAGGAAAGCGAGAGUGUUCAAAGGGCUUGCAGUCCCUGAUGAUAAAGUUCCCAAUUGGGCCGGGGAGGAACCCAAUACCGGGCCGGAAGAUAGCACAAAUGCAGGGGCUAUGGAUGACACCUUUGCGAUGCUUGAAGGGUUAGCUGGAAAGGCAAAGGCAGAGAAAAACGGAUAUUUAGGUAGCAGGAAACGGAACAGGAGCCCUGAGACCGAUGAUUACGAUAGAGGCCGCUCUCAACGUGGGAAUUACAGGUCCAUAUCUAGGUCGAGGUCACGAUCACUCAGCAAGGACAGGUAUGGUGGUAAAUAUUCCCACAGGAGCCGCAGACACAUGGAUGAAUAUAGGGAGAGAGGACGAUCUGGGCGCACUUAUAAUGAUGAUGAUGAUGACUUCAGAAGAGCUCCUGUCCCAGAACUUGACGACCGACCUAUUCUCUUUAAAAUAUAUGAAGGGCGAGUAACCGGAAUUAAAGAUUUCGGAUUUGGCCCACAACGGCGGAUUGCGUCAGGAGCAAAUAUGGAACGGCUAGAUGGAACCGGCGCAGAUGAUCGAUAUGGAAACUUGGGCUCUAGUGUUCCUGUUAUAGAACAUGACUCGGGAGCUAGGAAAAACAGGAAAUGGUUGAAUUCUCCAGAGAGGUGGGAAAUUAAGCAACUAAUUGCUUCUGGUGCGGUGUCUGCCGCAGAUUACCCCGAUCUAGAUGAGGAAUAUCACGCUACACUCAGAGGAGAGGGAGAUUUUGAAGAGGAGGAAGAUGUUGAUAUUGAAGUUCGGGAGGAGGAACCCCCAUUUUUAGCAGGUCAGACGAAGCAAUCUUUGGAACUUUCACCAAUCCGUGUUGUUCGAGCUCCAGAUGGCUCGCUUAACCGUGCGGCUAUGGCUGGAGCAAACCUGGCGAAGGAAAGGAGAGAAAUUAGACAGCAAGAGGCCCAAGACAAGGCCGCCGAAAAGGCAGCUCAAGUCGAUCUCAAUGCACAAUGGCAAGAUCCAAUGGUUGCUCCAGACCAGAGAAAAUUUGCAUCUGAAUUGCGCAACGCCACUACCGAAAAGUCUUCAGAGCCAUUGCCGGAGUGGAAACGAGCAGCACAGAACAAGGAUGUAUCAUACGGAAAACGGACAAAUCUUUCAAUGAAAGAACAACGUGAAAGUCUUCCUGUGUACAAGUUCCGUAAGCAACUGCUUGAAGCUGUGCGGGAAAAUCAACUACUCAUUGUCGUGGGUGACACUGGAUCUGGGAAAACAACGCAAGUCACCCAAUAUUUAGCUGAAGGUGGGUUUGCGAAUAACGGCAUGAUCGGAUGUACGCAACCUCGACGAGUUGCCGCAGUAUCUGUUGCCAAGCGAGUAUCUGAAGAGGUGGGCUGUCAAUUAGGCCAGGAGGUUGGCUAUACCAUUCGUUUCGAAGAUUGCUCUAGCCCAAAUACGAAAAUUAAAUAUAUGACGGAUGGUAUUCUUCAAAGAGAAAUCCUUUUGGACCCCGAUCUGAAGAAAUACUCAGCGAUCAUGCUUGACGAAGCCCACGAAAGGACCAUAGCCACCGACAUACUCUUUGGAUUGCUGAAGAAGACUAUUAAGCGGAGACCCGAUCUUAAACUCAUUGUCACGUCUGCCACUCUGGAUGCAGAUAAAUUCUCUGAAUAUUUCAACGGCUGUCCUAUAUUUUCUAUACCGGGAAGGACAUACCCUGUGGAAAUUAUGUAUUCAAAGGAGCCCGAAUCCGACUAUCUAGAUGCAGCGUUGGUUACAGUGAUGCAAAUACACCUUACAGAGCCAGCCGGGGACAUACUUUUGUUUUUGACGGGCAAGGAGGAAAUCGAUACCAGCGCAGAAUAUUGUACGAACGGAUGA
Molecule: messenger RNA, 2157 nt
Organism: Microsporum canis CBS 113480
Lineage: Eukaryota; Fungi; Ascomycota; Eurotiomycetes; Onygenales; Arthrodermataceae
Product: ATP-dependent RNA helicase DHX8
Exons: 2
Coding region: 1-2157 (718 amino acids)
Biological process (GO): spliceosomal complex disassembly
Cellular component (GO): catalytic step 2 spliceosome; intracellular anatomical structure
Molecular function (GO): ATP binding; RNA binding
Source: RefSeq, a predicted model, not a curated record